AUGGCGAGGGUAGUUGAGUGCCGCGCCAAGGCGUCUCCGAGCAGUGCCUCCGGCCUCAGGCUCUUCGGGUUCCACGUUUCCGACAAUAAUGCGGCAGCAGGUGACGCGGGAGGCGGUGGGAGGAGGUUCGAGUGCCAGUACUGCUGCCGGGAGUUUGCGAACUCGCAGGCGCUGGGCGGCCAUCAAAACGCCCACAAGAAGGAGCGCCAGCAGCUGCGUCGCCGGACCCUCCUCCACCGUCCCCCGCCCACGCUGGGAAACCUGGCACUCUGUCCCCGGAGCGAUCCCUUGGCCGCUGCAAAUUGGGUCGUCGGAUACGCACCGCCGCCGUACUACAAUUGCAUGGGAGCGCCGGCGUUCCGUGGUGGGCGCGCGCCUCUCAUCCGGUGGUGCAUAGACGAGGACCAUACGGUCGCCCGUGGUGCGGUGGUGGGAGAGGAUAGCGCGCAGGACAUCAUGGGGUUGGAUCUCCAACUUAGUCUCGCUCCGGCAGGUUCCUGA
This is a messenger RNA of Zingiber officinale, 501 nucleotides long. Its product is annotated as zinc finger protein GIS3-like. Gene Ontology annotation, cellular component: nucleus. Gene Ontology annotation, biological process: trichome differentiation; gibberellic acid mediated signaling pathway; cytokinin-activated signaling pathway. The transcript has a single exon. The coding region runs from base 1 to 501 and encodes 166 amino acids. Gene Ontology annotation, molecular function: DNA-binding transcription factor activity; transcription cis-regulatory region binding. Lineage: Eukaryota; Viridiplantae; Streptophyta; Magnoliopsida; Zingiberales; Zingiberaceae. The record is from RefSeq and is a predicted model, not a curated record.